CUAGGGGUCGGGAACCAUUAAAGCGGAUUUGGCUGGAACGGGCAAACCGCGAUAUGUCUUUCCGAAUAUUGUGGGAAGGCCACGGUAUCGCAAAUGUCUACCCAAAGGAUUAGAAGGCGACUACUUCGUGGGCAAGGUGGCGGACGAUAACAGGGGUCUUUUAUCGCUCAAGUAUCCCAUGGAACACGGCAUAAUUGACAAUUGGACGGAUAUGGAAAAAGUGUGGCAGAGUAUAUAUGAGGACCAUCUGUACGUACAACCAGAAGAGCAUCCCGUUCUGCUUACAGAAGCCCCUCUGAACCCGAUUAAAAACCGGACCAAAACAUUAGAAAUAUUCUUCGAGAAACUCAACGUGCCGGCCAUGUUCAUCUCGUUACAGGCCGUUCUGAGUCUGUAUGCCAGCGGUAGGACCACGGGUGUGGUGGUGGAUAGUGGUGAUGGGGUGUCACAUGUCGUGCCUAUCUACGAUGGUUUCGCCAUUGAACACGCCAUCACACGGUCGGAUGUGGCAGGACGUGACGUUACCAGGUAUCUGCAGCAGUUGUUACGGAAAGAAGGGGUUGGACUGCACACUUCAGCCGAGUUCCAGAUAGUGCGAGAAAUAAAGGAGAAGAUGUGCUUCCUAUACCCUUCGAGUAAGGGUAAGGUGGAUGCCAGUGGUAGGGCGAUGGACGUAGAUAACGAUGCCGAAAAGUACAGGUUACCAGAUGGCGAGGAGGUCUCUAUAGCACAUUGCAGGCAUCAGGCGCCAGAGGUGCUGUUCAAGCCGGAUCUGAUUGGCGCGGAAUACGACGGUAUACACAACAAUGUUCUCAGGACCAUCAACGAGUGCGACCGUGAUUUGAGGGACAACCUCAUGAAGAAUAUUAUACUGAGCGGAGGCACCACAACCACGCCAGGUUUUGGCGCGAGAUUAACCAAUGAACUGCAUCGUAGUCGGCCAGGCAACGACAUCAAAGUAACGGCACCUAAAGACCGGUUAUACUCCACCUGGGUGGGAGGCUCUAUCCUAGCCUCGUUAUCAACUUUCAAGCAGAUGUGGAUAUCACACUCCGAUUACGACGAAUACGGAGUGCAACGAAUGGUGGAGAAACUAUUUUAGAUCUGAGAAGAUGCAUUCAUGUGCUACAUUUCGAAAUGGACUGAACGUACUAGUGAAAGAAAUCAGACCACAAUAAAUAUAGUAGAACGUGAUACAAGGCCGUGUCCAUAUGAUUUCGAUACUGAGACUGUUGUUGUCUUUUAUCUAGCAUGUUAAAAC
Molecule: messenger RNA, 1261 nt
Organism: Sphaeroforma arctica JP610
Lineage: Eukaryota; Ichthyosporea; Ichthyophonida
Product: beta-centractin
Exons: 10
Coding region: 179-1102 (307 amino acids)
Source: RefSeq, a predicted model, not a curated record